CUUCCGGAUGUCACUGAUGGUCCCGCCUACUUCUUGCACGCCACCGUCCCUUCUUCGAGAGUUCAUUUCUCCUGCCAGCAUCAGACUUCAGCCCUGCUAAGUUCUCGUCAGCUGUACGUAAAGGCAGGCCUCUUCCACAAACACCAUGUCCUCUGGAAACGCUAAGAUUGGCAAGCCUGCCCCAGACUUCACAGCCACAGCUGUAGUGGAUAGUCAGUUCAAGGAUAUCAAGCUGUCCAACUAUAGAGGAAAAUAUGUGGUCUUCUUCUUCUACCCCCUGGACUUUACGUUUGUGUGCCCCACUGAGAUCGUGGCUUUCAGUGACAGGGUAGAAGAGUUCCGCAGUAUUGGUUGUGAAGUGAUUGGCUGCUCUGUCGACUCCCACUUCAGCCACUUGGCAUGGAUCAACACACCAAGGAAGCAGGGAGGUCUGGGUAACAUGAAAAUCCCCCUGGUAGCUGACCUUACAAAGACUAUCGCUGCAGACUAUGGUGUCCUGAAGGAGGAUGAAGGCAUUGCAUACAGGGGGCUGUUUGUGAUAGACGACAAGGGUAUCUUGAGGCAGAUCACCAUCAAUGACUUGCCUGUGGGUCGCUCUGUGGAUGAAACCCUCCGUCUGGUCCAGGCCUUCCAGCACACUGAUAAGCAUGGAGAGGUCUGCCCUGCUGGCUGGAAACCAGGGAGUGACACCAUCAUUCCUGAUGUUGAGAAGAGCAGAGAGUUCUUUUCCAAGCAGUAAACAUAAAGAUCUUCUGUCUGACUUCCUAACAGUAGCACUUGCCUUCAGAUAAGAGGUGUCCCUGUGAAGCAGUAUCUCAUGGCGUCCAUCUAAUGUGUUAAAACCCCCAGAAAUGUCGGACAUUGUUCAAUAAAUCCUUUGAUUGGGUUUCUUCUUUUUGUAUGUCCAGUGUACAAUUGAUGGGACAACCUUAUAGUCUCGAGCACUGAAAGUUUAGUUUUAUUCCUUUUUUGUUUUGUUUUUCAGAAAAAGUAUUGUUUCCCCCCCUUUGCUGUCAAUCAUUUGCUAUCAUCUUUAUUAAAAGAGUGGGGAAAAUUGUGA
Cheilinus undulatus (humphead wrasse) is the source of this 1060-nucleotide messenger RNA. It is a transcript of the gene prdx2, whose product is annotated as peroxiredoxin 2. Gene Ontology annotation, cellular component: cytosol. Gene Ontology annotation, biological process: cellular response to stress; cell redox homeostasis; removal of superoxide radicals. Gene Ontology annotation, molecular function: thioredoxin peroxidase activity. The coding region runs from base 146 to 739 and encodes 197 amino acids. The transcript has 6 exons. The record is from RefSeq and is a predicted model, not a curated record. NCBI's taxonomy places the organism in Eukaryota, Metazoa, Chordata, Actinopteri, Labriformes, Labridae.